Messenger RNA from Candidula unifasciata, 615 nucleotides. The record is from the annotation of a GenBank genome assembly. Lineage: Eukaryota; Metazoa; Mollusca; Gastropoda; Stylommatophora; Geomitridae.
AUGGGAUGUUUGAGCAGUUCUUUGACAGCAGAAAGCCAUCUCAAGUUUGCGUCGCGGAGGCGAUCGUCAGCAUGGGAGAUCAGCGAUUUCGGUGCAGCGGUUUUGAACGCCGAGGACUGGGCCAAUGUGUUUACUGUGUCCAAUAUCAUCCGCAGUCAAGGCCUUGAAAUGGAUAUCCUGGCGUCCACUUUUGAAAGACUGUUCAAUAAACACCCAAAGACUAGAAUUUUGUUCGCUGACGCGGGAAUUAUCAGCUUAACCGAGGAGCCCAAAGUUGAAGCCAGGCUCAGAGCGCAUGUCCGGGAAAUCGCAAGCGCCAUUAACCGAAUCUUGGAACUGAAAGGGUCAGACCCAGAUGCACUGGAACCGUACCUGAAAGAGAUCAGAAUGUUACACAGACGAAUCAAAGGAUUUCAGUUUAUUUAUUUUGAGUCGUUUGCGCAUUGUUAUGAGCAUGCGUUCACAAACCUGCUGGGAUCGGCUAUAUCCCGCCAACAGAAGCAAGCCUACCACAAGUUCUUGAUCUAUCUCUACAAGGUUCUGAGUAAAGAAGACAAUCUGGCACCACCUACUAAAGAUCAAGCAAGACGCUCUGAUGUGGUGCCGACUAAAUGA